This is a messenger RNA of Pelodiscus sinensis (Chinese soft-shelled turtle), 1540 nucleotides long. It is a transcript of the gene GLRX5, whose product is annotated as glutaredoxin 5. The record is from RefSeq and is a predicted model, not a curated record. NCBI's taxonomy places the organism in Eukaryota, Metazoa, Chordata, Testudines, Trionychidae. Gene Ontology annotation, cellular component: mitochondrial matrix.
GUGGGCGAAGCUACCCGUGACGUUUGUCCGCUCUACCCAAUGGGAAGGAGGAACGGAUUGGAAGGCGGGCCGGCGCGCUCUGUCUCUUGGUGUGAGCGGCAGCCGCUAGGCAAGGGCGGCGAUGAGCGGUUCUUUGUGCUGGCUGCGCGCGGCCUCGCUGUUGCGUAGCGCCCCGCUGCGUUGGGGCGUGCGCCCCUUCAGCCAGGCCGCGGCCGGGGCCGGCUCCUCCCCUGGCGGGGGCGGCGAGGGAGACCGGGGGUCGCGGGAGUCGGUGGAGCGCCUGGUGCGGGCGCACCCCGUGGUCGUGUUCAUGAAGGGCAACCCGGCCCAGCCCCUGUGCGGCUUCAGCAACGCCGUGGUGCAGAUCCUGCGCCUCCACGGGGUGCAGGACUACCAGGCCUACGACGUGCUGCAGGACCCCGACCUCCGGCAAGGAAUUAAAAACUACUCCAACUGGCCUACCAUCCCGCAAGUAUACCUUAACGGUGAAUUUGUUGGUGGCUGUGACAUACUCCUUCAGAUGCAUCAGAAUGGAGACCUAGUGGAAGAACUUAAGAAGUUGGGAAUCCGCUCUGCACUUCUGGAUGCAGAAAAAGACCAAGACACAAAAUAAAACAAGCAAGAUAUUUCAUUUUAAAAGAUGCUGGGACUAUGAUAAACAAGAUCUUACACAAUUACUUAUGACCAGAAAAGCCUUAUGGAUUAUCUGAAAGGAGGCAUUUUUUUGAACUGACACUGUUUGUCUAUCAGAAAACAAAUAGCUCAUGGUACAGUAUUUCUGGUAUUUUGGUUUAAGGGUGUUCUGUUGUGAAAAUUUGAUUAUAACCACUGCACUGUAAUUCAAAUGUCUGUGGAACUGAAGUAGACAAGCGGACUACUUUACUUGUGUUAAUUCUUCUUGCCUGAGGCAGGAGUAAAUGAAAGAUUGUAGAAAAUUAUUUUUAUGGCUCUUCUGUGUAUAUCACUUGGUUUGUGCUUUGAUAUAUAAACCUAUGUAGAUAGUGUCCUUAGCUUUUUUGCUGUUCUUGAAAAAGCUAUCAAAUAACCGCUAUCAUUCUGUGAAACACUUGAACAUAGGAUUUCUUGGGAACCUGUAAACUUGUGCACUUAUGUAACCUACAAAUCUUUUUCUAACAAACUAGAAGAAAAUAGUGAGGAGUGAUCUACUACAGGUGAAAAUAAAUACACUAACAAAAACUAAUUAUCUUGUGGUUGUUAUUGCUUUGUUUCCCAAAUUGUAGGUUGUGAUUAAAAGGGUUUAAAGCCAUUUUCUAUUCUCCCUCUGCCAAAAAUGGCCUCAGUUGUUACGCUUAAUCAAAUUUCACUCUCCAUUAUCAGUGUUCAGAUAUGGACAUUCUGUAACUUUUUUCCUUCUGGACAAGAGAGGGGAAUAACUUUGAAACCAUGAAUGUAAUCUUGUAGUAGUACUUGUAAGCAGCUUCACUCCUUAGCUUUACAUUGACAAAGAUUCAUUCCUACUUGACUGCUGUGCCACAAGGGUGUGGUCUUUAAAUAUGAAAUAAAAGAAACAGUUCAUUUG